This is a messenger RNA of Trichomycterus rosablanca, 4911 nucleotides long. RefSeq names its product CUE domain containing 1b (gene cuedc1b). The transcript is spliced from 11 exons. Gene Ontology annotation, molecular function: ubiquitin binding. NCBI's taxonomy places the organism in Eukaryota, Metazoa, Chordata, Actinopteri, Siluriformes, Trichomycteridae. The record is from RefSeq and is a predicted model, not a curated record. The coding region runs from base 514 to 1698 and encodes 394 amino acids.
ACCUCGGUUGCUUCCCUUUUGAUUCUCCCAGUACGCACACAGUACGGAGUCGCUCCCUCGUGAAACUCUGGAACUGGAAACUAUAAACUGAAUUAUUUUGCAUUAGAAAAUAUUUAAAGCCGAAGCUUUAAUGUGCGUCUUUAUUCAGCUGUGGAGGAACAACCUGAACGCAAACGGGCAGUGAUGUUGAGUGGAUAUUUUUAACGGCAUUGGGGAAUUCUAACGCUGUGCCGUGUUCACCAGCUGCUCUCCCCCAAUCCAGCAGACCUGAUGAAGACUCUACGCUACUGGAAACCUUAUCUGUAGUUUUGCACUACAAGAAAUUGGAUGCCACGCUUCAUUACUGCCACACUGGAUGCAGCUGAACCAGACAAGUAGGCAAAAUGCUUUCUAUUGUCCCAGUGGAUUAACAUAAUUCUGAAGAGAUGACAGAGUUGCCUUGAACAGCUGUAGUGAAAACAAUUAAAGAGAAAAGUUGGUGCCAUUAUUUCAAGCAUUGUGUAGUUGGUCAAGAUGACUAGUUUGUUUCGGCGGAGCAGCAGCAAUGGCAGCUCUCGAGGAGGAGGAGGAGGAGGAGGAGAAGGGACAGGGGGAGGCGGUGGUAGUGGAGGAGGAGGACCAACCACCGGUGAGCUAAACAACAGCAGGCCGAACAGGCAGGUACGGCGGCUGGAGUUUAAUCAGGCCAUGGAGGACUUUAAGACCAUGUUCCCCACCAUGGAUUAUGAGGUGAUCGAGUGUGUGCUACGUUCCAACAAUGGGGCCGUGGACGCCACCAUAGACCAGCUUCUGCAGAUGAGCAUAGACGACAAUGGAUCAGACGACAGUUCAGACUCUGAUGACAGCAUCCCACCUGAGAUUCUGGAGAGGACUCUUGAACCUGACAGCUCGGAUGAGGAGCCACCUCCAGUCUACUCUCCUCCCACAUAUGACAUGCAUAUUUAUGACAGGAAACAUCUCAAUGCACCACCCACUCCACCCCCAAGGUUUGAGGUGCAGCCGACUUCGGGACAGCAGCAAACCCGAAGUUACAGAAACUGGAACCCACCUUUACUCGGCAACUUGCCUGAUGACUUCCUUCGAAUCUUGCCCCAGCAGUCAGACUGUACACAGAGCUCUAAAGGCACCGAACACGAGCCGUGUUCCUCUUCAGCAUCAGUGCCUGGUCAUGCUGCCUCUGUAUCUGGUGCAUCUGGAGCUUCCGAACAGGAGCGAAAGCUCAAACAGUACCUGGAAGAUGAGCGCAUUGCACUUUUCCUCCAAAAUGAGGAGUUCAUGAAGGAGUUACAGCGCAACCGGGAGUUCCUUAUCGCACUGGAACGAGAUCGCCUUAAAUACGAGUCCAAGAAAUCCAGGUCAAGUCAUUCAGCUGGCAACUCCACUGGUGUCUAUAACACUCCUGGAUCAUUUGAGGCUUGCACUACAGUGUCAGACGAUGCACUGUUCAGAGACAAACUUAAACACAUGGGAAAAUCAACCAGAAAGAAACUGUUUGAAAUUGCAAAAGGGUUUUCAGAAAAGACAAAACGGAGGAAGUCCAGAAGAAGAACGCUACUGAGGCAUCAUUCACUGGGCACUACAAACUCCACCGCCAAUUUACUGGAUGAUGUGGAGGGAAACCCAUGUGAAGACGAGAGUCAGCUCAGAAGAUUGGCUACUCAAGAAGAGGAACGGCCUCACAGAGAAGCACUUUCAUGAUUUUCCUGGCGUAUGUAAGGAUUCUGUGAUGACAGCAGAAUGAUCCAUGGCAAGGACUCCAUGGUUUCGCUGCAUAAUUCAUACCAAGGAGGUCCUUCCUUACAGUUCCAGUCUGCUCUGGCUCCUCGCGCACAGGAUGAGACCGACUAUUGGAAUGCAGCAUUGUAACAGCCUAGUAUUAUUAUUAUUACUUCAUGUGUUCUUUUAACUGUAUAGAAACGUUUAGUUAAUAUAUAAUUACAUAGGUCAGACUAAAGAAAGUGUAUUCAUUUCUUUUUUUCUCUGUAUGAUUAAAAAAAAUCUUGAUUUUUACUAGUUUGUGAACUAAGAAAUACUUAAAAUAUAUAUUUUCUCCUAAUCUAUUUAUGGUUUUAGCAGCAUUUGAUUUGUUACUGGUUAGCCAUUUUCUACACCUGGGCAAAAUGUCGAAAUAUACAAGUAGCUUUUUUGUCCAGCUUUUUUAAAUAUCAGUCUGUAAUGUUUUUACAGUGUUUAAGAAUGAAACAUACAUAAAACAUGAACUUUAUUUACUCAAUGAAAUUUUAUUAUUUCAAACUAUGGUAAGUUAUUUAAUUCAUGCUUUAAUACCUUAGUGUUUUGUUUUAAAUAUAAUUUACCCGAACUUGCAUCGAUUUGGUCAUUUAAAUGGUCGCUCAGGUGGCGCAGUGGUAAAAACACACGCUGGAACCAGAGCUGGGAUCUCGAAUACAUCGUAUCGAAUCUCAGCUCUGCCUACCGGCUGAGGCUGAGCAGCCACAUGAACAGUGAUUGGCCUGUUGUUCAGAUAUGGGCGGGACUAAGCCGGAUGGGGUCUCUCUCCCAUGACAAUUGCGACCUCUGCUGGCUGAUUGAUGGCGCCUGCACAGAGAAAAUAGUGCUCUCAGGGUGUGUCCCCUCCGUGCACAACGCUGAGCUGCACUGCACUCGUCAAAGUGUAGGUGAUAAGAUGCAUACGGCAUGCUGCCCACAUGUUGGAGGGGGCGUGGGUUAGCUUUGUUCUCCUCAAUUAGAGCAGAGAUCGGCAUUGGUGGAGAGGAAGUGUGACGCAGUCGGGCAAUUGGACGCACUAAAAAGGGAGAAAAAGGGAAGAAAAUGCAUAAAGAAAAUAUAAAGAAAAAAGAUUGGUUAUUUAAAUGAUAUAAUGCUAUUAUAAUGUAAAACUAUAAGCAAACCUGAUACAGUUGUUGACCACUGUAAAUGCCCUCUUGUCUAACAAUACUCAUUAACAGUCCGCUAUGCCGUUACUGUGAUCAAAGAUGAACUUUCACAUUUAGUUAUAUUUUCUUGGCUGGAAAUGUUAGAUAAUGUAAAAAAAAAAAAUAAAAAAAAAGAAUAAUUAUUUAGCCCCUCAAAAUUGUUGUUGAUAGUCAGAAAAAGGACCAGUGAGGUUUAUGUGUCUGGAUUAAGGUUUAGCUUCCAAGAAUGAAUAUAGCAACAUCAACUAAGGAGCGGUUUAACAAUGCAAUUAUAGUUCUACAUCAUAGCAUCUGUAACAAAAUGGCCCACUAUCUCAAAAAUAAAAAAUUACAUUUGUUAAAUUAAAUACGCAUUAAAUUUUCUUCAUGGCAUUGUCAUACAAGAACUGUGAUGUUGAAAUUUAUUUAAAUAUGUAUAGUGGGGAAUUAUUUAAUGAUUUGAUUGAUAUUAUUAAAGAUCACUCCCAAUCCAGAAAAAUAUUAUUUGGGUAUUUACAAGUUCCAAGUAGGUUUUAAUGUCAUCUUAGCUAUUAACAGUGUACAGUACACAGAGACAAAAUGAGUAUUUAACUGUGUAACAGCUCUGUUGUUAAAGUUUGAUUUGACAUUUUUACAUAAACAUGAAAAUGUGGAGUUCAUGUGUGUCUUGGAUCAGUUCGUUAUUGGGUGAAUAACCGAUGCCAGGAAAGAUUUUUAUUCUUGCCAGAAAUGCAGUUUUCCCUCCAACUUUAGCAUUGAAUAGCACUGCAACCUUUCAGUGUUUUACAUGGUUUUCAACAUUUCACAGUAUUUGUCAAGAUUUUUUUAAUGCAUUUUCUCCCCUUUUUCUUUCAAUUUUUUUAUUGUGUCCAAUUCUUACCCAAUUGCGUUAUGCUUCCUCUCCACUGGUGCUGACCCCCGCCCUGAUUGAGGAGAGCGAACUGACACACACCCCCUCUGACACGUGUGCAGUAGCCAGCUGCAUCUUUUCACCUGCACGAGACGAGUUCAUAUGCGGAUCAGCUGUGUGCAUGGAGAGCCACACCCUGAUCGCAUUAUCCCUCGACUCUGUGUAGGCGGCAUCAAUCAGCCAGCAGAGGUCGUAAUUGCAUCAGUUAUGAGGUCCCUAUCCAGCUUUUCCCACCGUGUAUGAACAGCCAAUUGUUGUUUAUAUAGCCGCCCAGCCCAGCCGGAUGGCAGAGCUGAGUUUCAAACUGAUGAGUUUGAAAUGUCAGCUCUGGUGUGCUAGCGUGUUUUACAGCUGCUUUUAAGGCUGCACCACAUCUACAACUAUUAUUAUACCACUACUAUUCCAUUAUACUAUACAUAUUGCUUUUUAUGGUAUCCUAUAAAAGAAUUAUUUUGUAACAGCCUAUUUGAUAAAUUGAUAUUUGUUUUCAUUUCUGAAAAAAAUUGCUUAUUGUUACUGUUAUGACUAUAAACGUAUUACUGCAUUAAUGCUUAACCAUCACAGUAUAGUUUAUCCCACAUGGCCUGUUUACACUAGUCCAUUUAAUCUCUCAGGGAAUUCUCAUUUAAUCAUUCGGUACAAGCACAACUUGAAUGGUUCAUGUAGCAAGCGCAGAAAUCCUUUGUAAUGCAAUAAAAACUGACUAACCAAAUUAUUUUUUACAACUGAGUAACAUUUUCACAUUUCCGCAUGACUUUGAAUGAUUUUAAAUUCUAAAAACUCCAAAAUCGACUUAACACUGUAGUCUUCAUGAAGGGUGAUGUUUGAGUGAAUUAACUGUAUUUGGUGAAUAAAGGUUGUGCAGUGAUAGUUGUGUGUUGAUGAAUAGAAUGUAGUCUUUGUGAUUUUAAGUAAAGUAAACUUUUGAACUCAGAUCAGAUGGAUCGUUUUACAGUAACAGUGUUAGUAGGAUUUUUAUUAUUAUUAUUAUUAUCUUUAGGACUUCUAAUUGCGUCUGUUGCACUAAGAAGUGUGAUUGUUUUGUAACCUGUCCAAACCAGACCCAAAAGUUUCUUACAAUUCAAAAAUGUUUUAGUUACUGAAAAGUAAUAAAGAUAUUAUAUGUUG